Molecule: messenger RNA, 870 nt
Organism: Trichomonas vaginalis G3
Lineage: Eukaryota; Parabasalia; Trichomonadida; Trichomonadidae
Exons: 1
Coding region: 1-870 (289 amino acids)
Source: RefSeq, a predicted model, not a curated record
AUGCAUGAAAAUGAUUUCAAUAUUCGUAUAGAAUCAUCGCUAUUCUAUAAUAUAUCGUCCAAUACUGAUGGUGGUGGUCUUUCCAUCACAAAAAAAUCUUUCAAAGUUUUAAUUUUUUCGUCAUGUUUCAAUAAAUGCUCCUCAUCUAACUUUGGAGGUGGCGUUUUUGUUAAUACAACUUAUACAAAGUGCUCCCAUUCGGUCUUUUUCAAUAAUAUUGCUUUAUCUUUUACAGCAAUUGGUAUUAUAUCAGAUAAUUCAACCAGUAGCUUAUUAUCAAUUUCGAAAAAUUCAAUAAAAUCUGAUUCAUUGCUUAGCCAUGGAUGGACCUAUGGAUUAACUUGUCAAGAAGCUCACUCACAAUACAUGAAUAGUUCAUACAAUAUCGCUAAUCAUAUAUGCUCAUAUUAUUCAUAUUAUAGCGGAAAUACUUAUUAUCGAUUUGUACAAGCUUAUAAUGAUGCUUCAGUAUUACAUCACGUGAUGAUUCAAGCAGCUUACGGUGGGCGUGCUGAAUAUUUUUAUUCUAAUUUUUUGAAUUGCACUUUGAAAGGUGAUUAUAAGCACCCAAAUAUUAGAGCAGCUGAAGGAUCAACAAUGCUUUUGGAAUAUUGCUAUGGAAAGAAUAUUAAGUCCGAUGCCAAUUCCUUUUCAAGUGAUGUCACAGUUCGAAACUCAUGUUUUGAUAGCUAUACAGGCAAUGCAAACAUUGAUUCGACAUCUUAUUGCACCAUGUACAAUAACUUCACGUUUGUUCCAUUCGAGAUUUCUGCAGACGAAUGUUACAAAUUAUUUUCAAAUGAAAUUAAAUAUAUAUCCGAUUAUAAAACAUUGAUGCAAUCUGCCAUUAUAUAUGCUACACCAAAUUAA